Messenger RNA from Ostrinia nubilalis (European corn borer), 2524 nucleotides. RefSeq lists its product as uncharacterized. The record is from RefSeq and is a predicted model, not a curated record. NCBI's taxonomy places the organism in Eukaryota, Metazoa, Arthropoda, Insecta, Lepidoptera, Crambidae. The transcript has 10 exons. Bases 47 to 2524 code for a protein of 825 amino acids.
CUCAGUUCUGACGGAGCCAUGACAUGCGCGCGCGCACCCAGCGACCAUGGUCGAGUUCGCUUUGGAAAAUAACCAGCAGGCUGGCACCUCAGGCGACAACUUCAGACAGUUCCAUGAAAACUACAGUUACGCUAUGCACCAGAAUCCGAACCAAGGAGCAGUUUCUAGAAACAUCCAAGGCUAUGAUUCCCCUAAACCACCAAUCCCAGCCAAAAAUAUGUAUGGCACAAAACCUGAGACACCUAACAAUUCGCAAAUGAUCACAGUGACGGUAGAAACUGGGAAAGAUAGCACGAGAGACGCUCCUAAAAGCAAUAAAUCAGUCAGUAAGACAUAUCAUACACUCAAAGACAUGAUCUCAAGUAGAUUUAAAAGUAAAGACACCAAUGAGACUGAGAGGAACAACGAACCUGAACCUAGUUUGAAUAAUAGCGAAGAGAGGAAAAGGCCGGAGCCUGAGCAGGCGACGCCAAGAGAGACGAGCACGAGGAAGAUGGAGCAGGGGAUUUAUGGAAGACCAAUGCCGCAGAACAGACCUGAUAUGCAGUAUGGACACAGCAUGGCAAAUAAUAUGGCAUAUCCCAGUCCAUCUCCACACAGACAAAUGAUGCAGCAGCAGAUAGUUCAGCAACAGAUGAUGCUGAACCACCAGGCCAGGUCACAAGAGAUGCUGGCGUCAACACCCCACUCCCGGCAACAGCCCCAGGCGUUGGGGGCAGACGCCCUGUACCAACAGUACGGACCACCCGGUAGAAGAAGUGCCCUCUAUCAGAGAGAUGUUGACGUUCGAUCUAUGGCCAACUUCACUUCUCUGAAAACGGGACCCCAAACGUCGUUUGAAAAUUCACACUCAAGACCAGAUCUCAGAAGUCCUCAACAAUUAGAAAGAGAGAUCAUAAGACAAAGAGGCUUAGUAGAAGGCAGACGGGCCACAUCACACCCUCAUCUUCUAGAUGAACCACAACCAAGACUUGAAGUCACCACACCGCAGAUUCAUGACAGAUCAAGAAGAAACUCUCAUGGGAAUCUUCUAGAAGUACACGAGAAUGAACCGCAGAGGACUUGUGACGAGAGGGAGUCAGAUGAUGGAGGUUUCAGAGCCAGGCUAGCAGCUCAGGGCAGAUCUAGCUUUGAAGAGCGAAUCAGAACCAGUGGGCGUUCAAUAGAGUCUCAUAGAAUGCAGGAGAACGUUUACAGAAGAACGCCGGAAAUUCACAAAGAAUCUAGAAGGACGCCUGAAAUACAUAGAGAAUCAAGACGCACUCCUGAAAUCCAUAGGGAAUCAAGACGGACGCCCGAUAUGCAUAGGGAAUCUAGGAGAACCCCAGAUAUUCAUAAAGAACGUAGAACGCCUGAUUCGAUAGGACAGAAAAUUAAAGAAGAAGCAUCUGGUCAUGGAGAAAGGAAUGACGAGAGUGCAAGUCAGAAGUCGGUGGACAGCGUGUAUAAUUCGAACAGUAAAGCAGAGGCGAGCCAUCCGCAGCCGUCGUCUUCAAGGCACACGCCGAACAGGAUAGAAGAUUUGAAGGCACAUGGGAAGAAGGGAGCUGGAUCUGGUGCUAGUUCAGAUUACGACAAAAACGGUGGACAGUCAUCGAACGUGGACUCCGGGAGAGGCAGCGUGGCCUACUCCAGCGGGCGGAGACCGGAGGCCAGUCUGCACGACACGUCGGCCGACUCUGAUGCUGUGGGGCCUUCGAGGUCCCAGCCUCAACCGGGGACCAGCCAGCAAGCGGCUGGACAGAGCGGCGAGAACGAAUGGGCAGACCUAGUAGAAUGCGAACUGCGCCAGAUCCUGGAGCCGAAGCUGGCCGGCAUGAGGCUGGACUCUUCGGCCAGCUCCGACAGUUCUGUCACGCCACCGCUGCCGCCGCUGUCGCCGUCGUCUGACAUGCACAAGAGAAACAGCCUUCCAGGUCGGUCGUCGGAGUACCCUGAGGACCGGAGACGAGGCAGGGAGUCCCCGCGCUGGCACGGCCACAAGAAACAUUCGUCCAAAAGAGAUCACCAUUAUAAGAAACACCUUUUCGGGCUAGACACCACCGACAUGACGUCAACCACCACCCGCAGCCUGGAUCUCUCCUCUCUCCUGGACGGGAGGACAGACAGUGACGCAUCUACAGGAGACGCGAGGGCCAUCCGGCGUCAGCUCAGAGGAUUAGAGAACAUGUAUGCUGAGGUCCUGCAGCUGUUGGGAGUGAGGAAGCCGGCUAGUUUGGCUAAGCAUCCUACGUGGGAGUCGAGGCUAUCGUCCAAACGUCGAUACGGAAGCAUGUCAUCGUUACCGUCCAGCUCAGUCAGCAGUAGACCAGUGAGAGAAAAAAGGCGCAGCUCCAAUGACCACAGGAAGAAACAUGAUCUCAAGGGAAUAAACAAGCGCUUCCAGCGGCUGGAGGCGCACGUGGUGACGCUGGCGCGCUCGGUGGCGCACCUGUCCAGCGAGAUGCGCACGCACCACCUCGUCAUGCAGGAGGUGGACGCCGUGCGCGCCGAGCUGCUGGCGCUGCGCCACAUGUACAAGUGA